Molecule: messenger RNA, 1965 nt
Organism: Suncus etruscus (white-toothed pygmy shrew)
Lineage: Eukaryota; Metazoa; Chordata; Mammalia; Eulipotyphla; Soricidae
Gene: IDUA
Product: alpha-L-iduronidase
Biological process (GO): carbohydrate metabolic process
Molecular function (GO): L-iduronidase activity; protein binding
Source: RefSeq, a predicted model, not a curated record
AUGCGUCCCCCGCGGCCCUGCGCCCCGUUGCUCGCGCUCCUGGAGGUGCUGCUGGCCGCGAUGACCCUUGCGGCCCUGGCCGAGGCCCCACACCGGGUGCGCGUAGACACCGAGCGCAUUCUGCGGCCCUUGCGGCCCUUCUGGAGGAGCACCGGCUUCUGCCCUCCACUGCCCCACAGCCAGGCCGACCGCUUCAGUGCUCAGUUGGGACCAGCAGCUGAAACCUUGCUAUGUGGGCGCGUCCCUCACCGAGGCAUUGAGCAAGUGCGAACACACUGGCUGAUGGAGCUGGUCACUGCCAGGGGGUCAGAUGGGCAAAAUUUCAUCUACAACUUUACCCACCUUGACGGGUACCUGGACCUUCUCAGGAAGAACCAGCUCCUGCCAGGAUUUGAGCUGAUGGGCAGCCCCUCGGGACAAUUCACUGACUUUGAGGACAAGCAGCAGGUGAUUGCCUGGAAGGAUCUGGUCUCCAUGCUGGCCCGCAGAUACAUUGGAAGGUAUGGACUCAAGCAUGUGUCUAAAUGGAACUUCGAGACAUGGAAUGAGCCAGAUCACCAUGACUUUGACAAUGUAACCAUGACCAGGCAAGGUUUCUUCAACUACUAUGAUGCCUGCUCUGAGGGGCUACGUGACGCCAGCCCCACACUGCGCCUGGGUGGCCCUGGGGAUUCUUUCCACCCACUUCCCCGCUCACCACUGAGCUGGGGGCUCCUGGCACACUGCCACCAUGGUACCAACUUCUUCACUGGGGAGCGAGGUGUGCGGCUGGACUAUAUUGCCCUCCACAAGAAGGGCAUGGGUAACUCCAUCUACAUCCUGGAGCAGGAAGCAGUGAUACAGCAGAUUCAGAAGCUUUUCCCCAAGUUCGCCAACACUCCCUUUUACAACGACGAGGCAGACCCGCUGGUGGGCUGGUCGCUGCCACAGCCCUGGAGGGCUGAUGUGACCUACGCCGCCAUGGUGGUAAAGGUCAUAGCGCAACACCAGAACCUGCUACUGGCCAACAGCAGUACCCCAGUUCACUACGUACUCCUGAGUAAUGACAAUGCCUUCUUGAGCUACCACCCGCACCCCUUCUCGCAGCGAACACUCACCGCUCGCUUCCAGGUCAACAACACCCACCCGCCCCAUGUGCAACUGCUGCGCAAGCCGGUGCUCUCCGCCAUGGGACUGCUGGCACUGCUGGAUGGAGAGCAGCUCUGGACGGAGGUGUCGCAGAAGGGGGCAGUGCUGGAUAGCAACCACACAGUAGGAGUCCUGGCCAGCGCCCACCGCCCAGAAGGCCGGGCCACCGACGCCCUGGCGUGCACGGUGCUGCUUUACGUGAGUGAUGACACGCGUGCCAUGACAAUCGCACCUCAGGAUGGUGCUGCCUCAGUAUUCUACUUGGACCCCAUAGAAAUGGUCUACGUGAUGUUCCGAAUGGACAAUAAUCUCUGCAGCCCCAGUGCCGAGUGGCAGCGUCUGGGCCAGCCUGUCUUCCCCACAGCCCAUCAGUUCCGGCAGAUGCGCACGACAGAGGACCCAGUGGCUUCAACACCUCAGCCUUUUCCUGCCAGUGGCCACCUGACCCUCCGUCUGGAGCUUCCUAUACCUUCACUACUGCUGCUGCACAUUUGUGCACGCCCCAAGAAGCCACCAGGGCAGGCAACCCAGCUCCGUGCGUUGCCCCUGACCCACCAUCAGCUGCUACUCGUCUGGUCCGAUGCCAGGGUGGGCUCCAAGUGCCUAUGGACCUAUGAGAUCCAGUUCUCUGCAGAAGGGCCCCAGGGAACCUUCGUACCCAUCCCUAGGAGACCCUCCACCUUCAACCUCUUCGUGUUCAGCCCAGAUGCUGAUGCUGCUGGUGUCUCUGGCUACUACCGUGUGCGUGCAGUGGACUACUGGGGCCGGCCGGGCCCCUUUUCACGUCCCGUAUGGUACCUGGAGACUCCUAGGCCAUGAGGACCCCUGUUGGGAGCC